AUGCCAAAUUGUUUAGAAGAUCCAAGCAAAACUCCACCACAGGUUAAUUUUGUUGUUGCCAUCACUAUAGCUGUAUCGACAUCAUUUAUACAAUCUCUUGGUUUAACCAUACAAAGAAAAUCUCAUGUCUUAAACGAAAGCACUUCAAGAGAGUUAAGAAGAUCUGCGUGUAGAAGACCAUUAUGGCAUCUAGGUUUUGAUACCUAUUUAAUCUCAAAUAUAAUUGGAAGCGUGUUUUCAAUUGGGUAUCUUCCUAUAAUUAUAUUAGCACCUUUAGGAGCAGUUACUCUUGUUUUUAAUGCUUUUUUUGCAAAAUUAUUACUAGGUGAUGUGUUUACUAAAAAAUCUUUUAUAGCAUUUGGAGUUGUUCGCGAAUCAGCGCAUUCCCUUGAAGAUUUGAUAGAACUAUAUAAAAGACCAGCUUUCAUUGUGUAUUUUUCAAUAACCGAAUUUGUGGUAAUUAUACUUUUGUCACUUAACAAAUAUGGUGAACAUCUAUUGAGUAAGAUAUCAAAGAAUGAACGAGAUCCCAUUUUUGGAUGGUCAAUGAAAAAAUUUCAAACUAUUCUUGGAAUAUCAUAUGGAUGUGUUGGUGGGAUGAUAUCAAGUCAAAGUUUAUUAUUUGCAAAAAGUGGUUUAGAAUUAUUAGUGUUAACUAUAAUCUACCGAGACAAUCAAUUCAAUAAACCACUAAGUUGGAUUAUUGUGAUAAUAUUGGCUGUUACAGCUUUGUUACAGCUUUACUAUCUCAAUAAAGGAUUAAGGUUAUGUGACACAGUUAUUCUUAUACCGCUUUCAUUUUGUUCUUAUAACGUGUCAACUAUAUUCAAUGGGCUUGUUUAUUAUGAUCAAUGGACUUGUUUACAUUGGUGGCAAUUAGUUUUAGUGGCAGUUGGUAUUUGUAUUUUGUUAUGUGGAGUUUUAAUAUUGUCAUGGAGGAAAGGUACAGCUCUAGAAGAAGGAUUAUUAGCGGGAGAAGAUAGCAAAUU
This is a messenger RNA of Entrophospora candida, 989 nucleotides long. NCBI's taxonomy places the organism in Eukaryota, Fungi, Glomeromycota, Glomeromycetes, Entrophosporales, Entrophosporaceae. The record is from the annotation of a GenBank genome assembly.